Messenger RNA from Limanda limanda (common dab), 1976 nucleotides. RefSeq names its product retinal G protein coupled receptor b (gene rgrb). The record is from RefSeq and is a predicted model, not a curated record. Lineage: Eukaryota; Metazoa; Chordata; Actinopteri; Pleuronectiformes; Pleuronectidae. Bases 329 to 1210 code for a protein of 293 amino acids. Gene Ontology annotation, molecular function: G protein-coupled receptor activity. Gene Ontology annotation, cellular component: membrane. The transcript has 7 exons. Gene Ontology annotation, biological process: visual perception; phototransduction; G protein-coupled receptor signaling pathway.
CCCAGCAGCCGAAUGGGGGAGAAAGAGUGAAAGGAAACUUAGCCUGUUGUUUUCAAACUUCAGAGGAAGAGAACUCGACAAACUUUCAGAUCGAACCUUUGCGCAGAGAACUGGCCUCGCUCGAUAACUUGUAGUUGCAGAAGUUUGCAGGAGGCCUGUGCUCGUUAGGAAAUUCUUCUGGGGAUUGUUGAAGGAGCUUUUACCGAGAUUAGUGUCUUUGUGCUGUUUCACGUGAAAGAGCCUUUAUAAAGGCGUCGCGCUGCAGGAGGACACGUCUGCGACCAAACUUUGUUCAGUGCACGGUGUGAAUGAAGUCGUGCGUCUCAUCAUGGCUUCGUUUACGUUACCGGAGGGUUUCACGGACUUUGACAUGUUUACAUUCGGCACAGCGCUUCUGGUCGGAGGGAUGCUCGGCUUCGCCCUGAACGCCAUCAGCAUCGUGUCUUUCCUCACGGUGAAGGAGAUGCGGACUCCCAGUAACUUCUUUGUCUUUAAUCUUGCCGUGGCCGACCUCUGUCUGAAUAUCAACGGACUCACGGCUGCUUACGCCAGCUACCUCAGAUAUUGGCCGUUUGGUCAAGAUGGAUGUGGCUAUCACGGUUUCCAGGGGAUGAUAUCGGUCCUGGCCUCCAUCAGUUUCAUGGCUGCCAUCGCUUGGGACAGAUAUCACCAGUACUGUACCAGACAGAAGCUGUUCUGGAGCACGACUCUGACGAUGAGCGGAAUAAUCUGGAUUCUCUCCAUCUUUUGGGCCGCUGUUCCUCUGAUGGGAUGGGGCGUCUAUGACUUUGAGCCGAUGAAGACUUGUUGCACGUUGGACUACACCAGAGGAGACAGAGACUAUGUGACCUACAUGUUAACUCUGGUCGUGCUCUACCUGAUGUUCCCAGCUUUCACCAUGUGGUCGUGUUAUGAUGCCACCAACAAAUACUUCAAGAAGGUCCAUCACCACAGGUUCAACACCAGUUGGCCGUUGAGAGUCAUGCUGAUGUGCUGGGGCCCCUACGUCCUCAUGUGUAUCUACGCUUGCUUCGAGAACGUGAAGGUGGUGUCUCCGAAGCUGCGAAUGAUUCUUCCAGUUCUCGCGAAGACAAAUCCGAUCUUCAACGCCCUGCUCUACUCGUUCGGAAACGAGUUCUACCGAGGCGGCGUGUGGCACUUCCUCACCGGACAGAAGAUGGUGGAUCCAGUUGUUAAGAAGUCCAAAUAAAAAGGAAACUUCUGGCAGAAUGUCAGGACCACAUCAUUGUUUGCCCUCAUGAUAGGUUCCUCAUACUGUUUGGUUGGGUAAGGUAAAUGUCACUGUUGCCUGUACAGUUGUAAUAUUGUCACGUAGAUGAAAGCCAGGAUGAUCCUCACGCUAGAUUUGUGUUAAUCUUAACAAAUACGCUGCAGGAAAUUGAUCCAUUUUCAAACUACUGCAUUCUCACUGCACUGCUCCUCCGUCCAUAAUAAAACCAACGUGUUGCUGCUCUUCUACUUCGUGCUCCAUCUAUUCACAGAGCCCUCAUGUCAGCAGCUGAUUUUACUAAGAAGAGAACUAUAUUGUGAUUUUGUUGUGAAGACCGCUUGAGGUGAUGUAACCUCUAUAUAUAGGAAGGAAAUCAUUUCCUGUGUUAAGACUCCGUUAAGCGAUUAUGGAGUCGUCAACGUCUAAGGUAACGUGAACGUAAUCACCUUUAGGCAGCUGAUUAUCGAAAAUCUGUACACUGAUAGUUAACUUCGGCUGAUAUUUGGUUUUAAACAUUUUACCCUAAGCUUAACUUUUUCCUUUAUAUAUUAUAUAGAGGCCACUGAAUGAUGGAGAAACCUUCAAGAUCUAAAUAAAGAUCUGUUUGUUGGCAAAAGGUUGUAGAUCGAAUUAUUGAGAGGAAGUUGUGCAGGAAGAAAUUUAAGGAUUAAAUAAUAUAAUUGUUUACAGUGACAAAUGCAGCCACGUGAAUAAUACCAGCAUUAAAAUAUACAUUUGUACACUU